UCGGAGGAUAAACUUCCCAGUCGGGUCGUGAUGACGGUCCCGGAGGCCUGGCUGCUCACGGCCCCCGACCGAGGGGAGCGGGCACUCGGAGCGCCCUUGUAGGUGGAAAGGGCAACGUGCGCCCCAACGCGCGGUUAACGUAGCGAGUGGUUCCCGGUCGACCGAGGUGGUUAGCCAACCCUGCUGUUUCUGAACUUGCGUUUUCCGUUCAAACCCAUUUGGUUGGAUCCUGUUAACUUUUUCUGGGAGAGGCUGAUUGAGGGGCCUUCGGCGGGCCGGGAUGCCGGCGUGUUUUCAUUGUGCCAGUUCUCAAAAGUUUCGUGGCCCAUGUAAAUCGUGUCUUGGAAACUUUCUGACUGAAGCAGCCAGCACGUCAUGAUUUAUAAAAAGUAGGGGUACUUGGUAGGCGGGUAGUUUUAAAGGGUUCUGCUUUUCUUUUAAGAGAAAUAAUUAUAUUUUUCUGUCACUUUGCUUCUGCAUGCCUUAAAGCAACUUAUGCAUUACCCAAUGGGAAUAUGUGGGUGGGUUUUUUUAUAUGUUCAUUUUGUGGUUGAGGAACACAGACGAAGUAACAUAUGUAGGUACAGUAAGUCGAUUGUGGUAGCUAGGCAGUGUCUUCUACAUUAGUCAGUACUAACUCCCCUGAGGAACUUUUGUUUUUACUGUAUGUGUUGGCAAUGAAUACAGGAAAUUCCUCUCAGACUGUGGUGGGCACUGAUGCCCAGAUUAGACGACCACUUCUGCAGUUGUUCCUGUCCUGCCAGUGAGAGGCACAGAAAACAGCUGAGGGCCGGAGCUGGAGGGCUGGCAGCGAAAGUGGAAGAGAUGAUCAGUCCCUCUGUGUCCAGCCCCUCUUUGCUGGUGGACCACAGUGCCCUGAACACCAGCCCAUCACACAGGCGUCACAGCAGUGGUCACAGCACUGGUGUGAGUGUCCACCGUUGUAACAGCAGCCACGCUAACAGUUGGCAUCAUCAUUUGGUGCAAAGGAGCCUUGUGCUGUUUUCAGUUGGAGUUGUCCUAGCGCUGGUGCUCAACCUGCUACAGAUACAGAGGAAUGUCACCCUUUUCCCCGAAGAAGUGAUUGCCACAAUCUUCUCUUCUGCCUGGUGGGUUCCUCCCUGUUGUGGGACAGCAGCUGCUGUUGUAGGCUUACUCUACCCCUGCAUCGACAGUCAUCUUGGAGAACCCCACAAGUUUAAGAGAGAAUGGGCCAGUGUAAUGCGCUGUAUUGCAGUUUUUGUUGGCAUCAACCACGCAAGUGCUAAAUUGGAUUUUGCCAAUAACGUUCAGCUGUCCUUGACUUUAGCGGCCCUGUCUUUGGGCCUUUGGUGGACGUUUGACCGUUCAAGAAGUGGUCUUGGGCUUGGAAUCACCAUAGCAUUUCUAGCCACUCUGAUCACUCAGUUUCUCGUGUACAAUGGUGUUUAUCAGUAUACAUCUCCGGAUUUUCUCUAUAUUCGUUCUUGGCUCCCAUGUAUAUUUUUCUCAGGAGGUGUAACAGUAGGAAACAUAGGGCGACAGCUGGCUAUGGGUGUCCCUGAAAAGCCACAUAGUGAUUGAGCCUUCAAACCCACUGAUUUCUGAAGAAUAAACAUGAUUUGGGAAGAAACUCUGUGAUACUGGAUUGUGGCAAAGAUGAUCUUUUUCCUAAAUAAUCUGUUUAGAUUGGGCUGCCAGUACAGAUGACUCCUGGAAAAGUAUUCACUAUUUUAGAAUGGCAAGUGGAAACAGUAACUGCGUAUCUUGAAAUCUGACCUGGAUUCAUGGCACUUGUACCUGUCUGUGCUCUGGGAAAUGUGAUCCAGGCUGUGGGUGGGAGUUGAGGCCAGGGGCAGUUCCCCAAGUAUUAGAUUUCAUUUAUGUCAUUAAAACAAGUUGCCAUAUUUCAAAGCCUUGAACUAAAACUUAAUGACCAGCUAUUGAUUUUGUAUCAGUGCCCAAAGGAGACAGGUUGAUGGUGCUUAACAAAGACAAGUAUGGUAUAAUAAGAAUAAUAUUUAUCCAAAAGUUUUUUAAAAUAGGGUUGUGUUUUAAAAAAAAAAAAAUGCCUGUGUGGGGGACUGUGCUCUGAGUGGGGUCAUGGCGUUGCGGGGUAUCUGGGGCCCCGCCCCCUCAGCGCGGGAGCAUGCACACUCACACUCACGCACACUGAGGUGCACAGCAUCAGGAUGGGAACUAGGUUUCUCCUUAUACCCGUGGAGUUUUGUGUAGACAAUCUUACUGAAAGCAAAAGGCAAUGAAAAGUCAUAAUUCUACACUAGUCUGUAGAAAUUUUCACCUCAGUUUAUGAAAUUGUAUUCAAAAUCCAUAAUCACCUAAAAGUGAAUAUAUCUCUGCUAUGUAUUGCAGUCUUAGUGAGCCAAAAUGAUUAGUUUCUUUGAUACUCCAGAAGAGAGAUUACUAUUUUUUUCACAGCCCUAUAGAAUUUGCAAUCUGUGAUUGCCUUGUAAAAAGACGAGUGCGUAUGUCACUACGUUAAAAACAUUUGGUGUUUCUAAAUAGUCAUAUUGGUGAGCACAAUGUAUUCAUUUACUGACGUAGACCAUUCAGACCUAAUUUGCAAGCAUUGGGUCUUAAACUUCAAGUGCAAUGUAUAAAACCAAUCUGAGCCUUCUAUUCUCUUAAAAUAUUUAUUUUGUUUGUAAUGUAUGAGAUGUUAAAGAGAGGGGUUCUGCAUUCAUUUCAGUGCUGCAUGAAGGCAAAAUUCAGCAAUAAUUUCUUUCAGCUGCAAAGUUACUUUAUUGUUGUACCUUCCACUGAACCCUAUCCUUUGAAAUACUCCAGUUUUGUGCUUUGAGUAUACUUUUAAUUUUUACUUACAAAUUUACCUUUUGUAUUAUGCAAUUUAAAUGUUUUUGGUUUGUUUUAAAUUCUGUUAAAGUGGCUUGAUUAAAAGACUUUCCUUUUAAAUAGAAGUCACCAGUCAGCAGAAUGGAAGUUUAGACUAUCUUGCCUGUGAGUGUUGAUGUAUGUAUUUGAUUUUGUUUAUGUGUUGACCCUGGUUGGGUUGUUUUGAGAAAGAUACCUUGGGAGUAAAUUUUAGGUUACUAUAGCUAAUUUGUUUUAGAGGAAAUUUGUUUAAAAGAAAGUGGCAUCAUUCUGAACUUUGGAAUGAUCCCUUAUAAAUUUUCUGAAAUUGAAAAUAGUUAUGUAAAAAAAGUUUUCAAUGAACAUGUCGGCAUUUUAUGAAAAACCAGAAGUUAUUAAGUGAAAGCAGUGGAUGAAUCUUUAAAAUAUGCUUGAUCACGCACAAACAGUAAGUAUUUUUUUCUCUUCAGCUGGAAAUCUAUGUUAGAAAUAAUGUAGCCCAAGAAAAUGUGAAUCUGAAGAAUUUCUUUGCCAAUAAUUUAUAGGAAGUCCAUGAACCAAAGUGAUUUGAGUUUGUAAAAUAGUAUGAACAAACUUUGCACUAUACCAGAUUUGAACAUCUAGUGAGAUUCACAUACAUCCUAAGUUUUCAACAUUGUGUUUUUUUGCAUUCAUUUUUUACUUUUAUUAAAGAUUCAAAACCAACAGUA
Trichechus manatus latirostris (Florida manatee) is the source of this 3521-nucleotide messenger RNA. RefSeq names its product insulin induced gene 1 (gene INSIG1). Lineage: Eukaryota; Metazoa; Chordata; Mammalia; Sirenia; Trichechidae. The coding region runs from base 718 to 1563 and encodes 281 amino acids. Gene Ontology annotation, cellular component: endoplasmic reticulum; SREBP-SCAP-Insig complex. The record is from RefSeq and is a predicted model, not a curated record. The transcript is spliced from 6 exons. Gene Ontology annotation, biological process: SREBP signaling pathway; cellular response to insulin stimulus; cholesterol biosynthetic process.